Messenger RNA from Phycomyces blakesleeanus NRRL 1555(-), 2538 nucleotides. RefSeq names its product CCHC-type zinc finger transcription factor. The transcript has 4 exons. Bases 1 to 2538 code for a protein of 845 amino acids. Gene Ontology annotation, molecular function: zinc ion binding; catalytic activity; nucleic acid binding. Lineage: Eukaryota; Fungi; Mucoromycota; Mucoromycetes; Mucorales; Phycomycetaceae. The record is from RefSeq and is a predicted model, not a curated record.
AUGGGAAAAACCCAUGGUCGACCCAACACUAAUCCCAUAGCUACCAAUCCACCACUACCAUCAUAUGCUCAAACCGCAUCCACCAAACCCACUCAGGUCGCAUCCAUCCUGUUUUCCACCCUCCCUGCCUCACCCUCUCAUGUUUGGCACGAAAGCACCACACCCCACUCUAUUUUCUUUAACCCCCCAAUUGGCACUCCCCAAGAAGAUGCUUUCUGGGACUCACUUCUUGGCUCUAUGCAUCUUACCGACUCUACUACAUGUCUGGACAUUUGCUCCAAAGGCUUCCUGGUCAACGAUGAACGGUUUUUCCCUUCCCAAGGAAUACACACUGGUACCAAAAUUCUUUGCCUCUACCUCACAAAACUCCCCUUCCUCCCUCGUCAAGUCCUUGAACAGCUCAUUAAGGACAGCCUUGCCAAGUAUGGUAUUGUCUGCGAAAUUGGCAUCCAUCUUCGUCACAGUUGCUUUGAUAGCACUGGAUACGCCUACAUCGAACGACCCCCAUCACCCACAAUAUUGCUUCUCCCCUUAUCGUACAAGAUCCCCACCUCCGACUCCACCCAUUUCCUGGCUACGUGGACACGCAUGGGUUCUCACUGCACGUAUUGCCGUGCCAUGGGCCACAACAUCGAAGCCUGUCCUAUCCACCCCCAAGACUCCCGCAAAUGUUUUACCUGCCACGAAACUGGUCACCUUCAAAACACAUGUCCACGAACACCUGCUACAGAAUCCGGACCGUCCAAACGCUCCUGGAAACUACCCAGGACUAUUUUGUCCGCCCAAGACCCAAAGACCCACCCACCACCUCCCCCAGCCCCACACCCUGACUCUGCAGCCCAAUCUAAGACGGCAAAACCUCUGACAUCGUCCCUCUCCGAGACAACCCAACCAAAGCGCACCUACACUACACGUGCAUCCCCAGGCAUAGAAACCGCCAAUCCUUUCGCGGUACUCGCUGAAAUCUUCAAGGCAGCCAAAUCUCACGCGGCUCAAACUCAGGAGAAAUCUGACACCAACCCCGCCAAUUCCCCGUCCACUCUUCUUUACCACAACCUGCGGACUGCCUUCAUCCCAGAGGGCUCUGGUUCCAGUCCCACUAUCCUUGACAAAGAAUUCUACGAAAGCACCUUCGGGCUUGUCAAAUCUGGCAACCCUCAAACUCGAUCCCAUUUUAUAUGCUACCUUUGCUCACUCACCCUAGAUAUCCUAGCCUUGCAGGAAACCCACACCCACACGGAAGACCUCCAACAAACAUUCACCCUAAAAUUUCAAGCCAAAGAUUCCUUGUGGUCUCCCCACUGCGGACUGGUUUCCGUGUUGCCUUUUCUAUCCUUCACUGACUCCCUUUUCUCUUUGUGUCACCAAUGCAUCACGGCCACUGUUGUUCACUCCUCCAAUUUGUCCUCUCCUUUUUGUGUUUGCGUUCUGUAUGCACCGGCCACCGUCUGCCCUCGCUAUGACUUCCUUACGUCUCUUCUGUCUUCCCCCCACCUGGUCCCUUCUAAACCUUCUCAAUUCCUAAUGCUUGGUGAUUUCAACUACGACUCCCAUGCUGCAGCCCCCAGGGUCCAUUUAGCUCCGAAGUCUUGGCUACAGUUCGUGGCAAAUACUCUUGUCGAUUGCAUUACCCCCUCGCUCUCGGCACCAAUGCCCACCUUCCACCAUGACAUGUCCUCAUCCACCAUUGAUUACAUCUACGCCUCUACCGACCUCGCUCAUUGUUAUGGCUCCUCCACAGUCACUUAUGUGCAGCCACUAUGGACUGAUCAUUGCCUUGUCCGGACUUGUCUUCACUUUCCCACCCUCUCCAACAUCAGCAAAGGCCUGUGGCGUGCCAACCUGCGUCUAGCUCACAAUUCAUCCUUCUGUUCCGCCCUCUCUCAUUGUCUGACCUCUUUUGUCCCAACUCUCCCCUAUAACUCCUCCCUACAAAUCCAAUGGGAUCUCCUCAAACAGGAAGUGGCUCGUUUCACUUGCUCUUUCUCUUGCAAAUCCCACCCCUCCCUUGCUACACUGGAAGUCAAGUUGCAAAGUAAACGUGACCACCUGAUCCACAGAUUUCGCCACCAACCCUCCCAGAACUUCCAACUUCCCAUUGUCAAACGUCAAAUCCAACAAAUCCAACAAAUCCAACAGGAAUGCAUCGAAAUUCUUGCACUUCGAGCUGGGAGACACUGGCGCGAACAAGGUGAAACUUCGGCUGGUUUUCUGAAAUGUACUAUCACCAACCGUCAAGCCCACACGACCAUCACCAGUCUUCGACACCUCACUACGGAUACACUCUGCACCUCCAAAGAGGACCUCACCGACGCUGCUGCAACCUUUUACCAGGACCUAUACACCCCGACGCUCCUUCACAAACUGCAAUUGACAACCUACUCACCCAUCUACCACCCUCCCUUCAUCUGUCUGAGACUACCUCUGCAUCUCUACUUCUACCUCUCGCACUCUUCGACAUUCAAGCUGGGGCUAGCCGUGCCCCCAAUUCCAGCAGCCCCGGCCCUGAUGGACUCCCAUACAAGAUACUACAAUUGA